AUGGUCUCUAAAAAGAGCAAAAGGAGUAACGGCAACCUCAAGAAGGCAGCAGCAGAGAUCAGUACGGUUUCCGGAGAUCAAGAUGGGUCCAAAAACGACCUAAAACAAACCAAAACUGAUUCCAAGACCGCAAACGAAUCGAAAAGGUACAAUUUCUUGGUACGUACGGUGUGGACUUUUAUUAUGAUCAGUGGUUUUUUCAUAACGUUGGCUUCAGGCCAUUUUUGGUGUGUACUUCUGAUCCUGGCUUGCCAAAUCGCGGCUUUCAAAGAGUGCAUCCGGGUCACAUCGAUUUCAGGCCGUGAGAAAAACCUGCCGUUCACACGUACGCUAAACUGGUACUUUCUGUUCACAACUAUCUACUAUCUGGAUGGCAGGUCAUUGUUCAAGUUCUUCCAGUACUAUUUCAUACACUACCGGGCGCUCAACUUGGUGGCCAUGAACCAUCUGUUCAUUUGCUACUGUUUGUACGUUCUGGGAUUUGUGUUUUUCGUAUUCAGUUUGCGUAAGGGCCAUCUGAAGCUGCAGUUUGGAUCAUUGUGUGUAACACACAUGGUAUUGCUGUUGGUCGUUUUCCAGGCCCAUCUGGUGAUUAACAAUGUGCUAAACGGUCUUAUCUGGUUCUUGUUGCCUUGCGGAUUGGUUAUCGUUAACGACAUUUUUGCGUACUUGUGUGGAAUCACGUUUGGACGUACCAAAUUGAUUGAAAUCUCACCCAAGAAAACGCUGGAAGGGUUCUUGGGUGCGUGGUUUUUCACCGCCAUAGCCAGUGUCAUUCUCACACGGUUGCUCACACCAUUCACAUAUAUGACCUGUCCUGUCAAAGACAUCAAUACCAAUUUCUUCACCCCGCUAACGUGCGACUUGAAUCCCGUUUUCCUUCCCCAGAACUACAGGCUGCCGCCCAUUCUGUUUGAAAAAUUUGGUAUCAGUAGCGUCACCAUCAAGCCUAUCUAUUUGCACGCAUUAAACCUCGCUACUUUUGCAUCCUUGUUCGCACCCUUCGGUGGCUUCUUUGCGUCGGGUCUCAAGAGAACUUUCAAAGUUAAAGAUUUCGGCCAGUCCAUUCCUGGCCAUGGUGGUAUUACCGAUAGAGUCGAUUGUCAGUUCCUCAUGGGCUCAUUCAUGAAUUUAUACUAUGAGACCUUCAUUAGUGAGAAAAGAAUUACCGUUGACACCGUGAUUUCCACUAUCCUACUCAAUUUCAAUGAAAAACAGAUUGUUCAGCUCAUCAAGAUCUUGAAUGAAGUUCUAUACAGCAAUGGAUUUCUCAGUGAUAAAGCUUACGGUCAAUUAUCGGAAUUGUAUAAUAUUUAA
Messenger RNA from Lachancea lanzarotensis, 1317 nucleotides. It is a transcript of the gene CDS1, whose product is annotated as LALA0S02e10022g1_1. The coding region runs from base 1 to 1317 and encodes 438 amino acids. The transcript has a single exon. NCBI's taxonomy places the organism in Eukaryota, Fungi, Ascomycota, Saccharomycetes, Saccharomycetales, Saccharomycetaceae. Gene Ontology annotation, cellular component: endoplasmic reticulum membrane. The record is from RefSeq and is a predicted model, not a curated record. Gene Ontology annotation, molecular function: phosphatidate cytidylyltransferase activity.